Messenger RNA from Arachis duranensis, 1410 nucleotides. RefSeq lists its product as uncharacterized. Bases 603 to 1121 code for a protein of 172 amino acids. The record is from RefSeq and is a predicted model, not a curated record. Lineage: Eukaryota; Viridiplantae; Streptophyta; Magnoliopsida; Fabales; Fabaceae. The transcript is spliced from 8 exons.
AUGAAAGAAACAAAAAUCUGAAAGUUGUCAGUAUUCAAUACAACAGUAGAAACUAGGCGGGAUAUUUGAAAUUAAAAUCAAAUUUGGAUUCUUUUCCGUUCUCACUCAACUCAACUCAGUCUCAUAUCUCACCGGUGGCGCGUUCUUUCCCUUUUGGAUCAGAAUUUGAACUUGAGCAUUUGAAAUUAGGAAGUAUUGGACAAGUCACAGGCGAGAGAGUUGAAAAUCAAGAAGAGGAGAGGAAGAUCUAAGAGACGAGGAGGCGGAGGAGCAGAUGCAAGCUUCAGGAGCCGAGGCGAACAGAGCUUUCACGGUGAUUUCAGAGGCGACAGAGUGGGGAAGUAGCAGCACAGCAAGGAUAGGAUGUUCAUCGCACCCCCUUCAAGCAACUUCCUUUCUGUUGCUGCGCUUUGAAUAUCCGGUGUGCACAACUGAUGGGAGUAUAUGAUAAAUUGGGUUUGAAAAUUUACUGGAACAUAAUCCCGUAGCAUAAUCCCGUGCAAAUUGGGUGCAAACUGCGAGUUACUUGUUUGUUGAGGGUCCUUAAAAAGGAGAACUCAAAGUUAUUAACUGCCUCUGCAGUGUUUCUUCCAGUUCACCCAAUGAUGGUUUCAGUUAUUCAGACUAGGAUGAUGGAGCUUAUAGGGCAGCCAGAAGCACCAGACAGGGCAACGUCUCAAUGGCAUUUUUGGAAGGGCGUAGUGGCAGAAUGGUGUGCCGCACUUGAAGAGGAGAAGAUUGGGAGAUCUCGAUGUCGGCAAUGGUGGAAUGAUGCGACAAAAGAGGGGAGCACACAGACAAGCUUUUGGUGGUUUGAAGUCACUCCCUCAAAGCAUCAGAAUGAGUUUCCAUCAGUGCCUCCUGUAAACUCAGCUUACCCUAUGCAGUUGAAAAUAAAUCAUAUCAAAGCUCCCCAAAGUACCCUAGCAGACAGAGUUGGUCCAAUGGAGGAUAGCCAGGAAAUUGAGGAGCAGGUGCAGGAAGAGGUUAUUUCAGACAAUGGAACUGAAAAGAAGCAGGAAACUCGUGAUGAGAUGCUUUCGCGGCACAGGAAAGAGAUAUCACAACUGCAGAAAAAAGAAAUUGAAAUGAAAAAGGCAGCAGCUAGACACCGGAGCUAAUAGUGAAAGCCAAAUUCACUCCACCUGCUCCGUAUAAACUCUGGCCAUUCACGCUCUGUGAAUGCUCCCGAAUGCCGUAUAUUCAACAUCGUUUUUGUCAACCCCCAUAUGGAAACCCUAACCCACCGAGCUAAGCAGAUUCUUCGUCGGAGAGCACAAUCACGGCGAUGGCGCUGGUUAGUUUCAGCUGGUGAGAUGUAGGCGAUGCUGAGAGACUGAGAUCUCUGUUACGAGCUUCACGCGUUCACGAACGUCAACAGGCUUGGUGAGACAUGCUGGAUCAAGAUCU